Molecule: messenger RNA, 3486 nt
Organism: Austrofundulus limnaeus
Lineage: Eukaryota; Metazoa; Chordata; Actinopteri; Cyprinodontiformes; Rivulidae
Gene: tmtops2b
Product: teleost multiple tissue opsin 2b
Exons: 4
Coding region: 305-1384 (359 amino acids)
Biological process (GO): visual perception; G protein-coupled receptor signaling pathway
Cellular component (GO): membrane
Molecular function (GO): G protein-coupled receptor activity
Source: RefSeq, a predicted model, not a curated record
GGUGCGCUGAAAAGACGGAUUACUAGGAAGGGACUUCAGUUUUCUCCAAAAACCAGUGAAUUUAAACUCAAAUUGUAAAAAAUUUGAGAUCAACAAGAGCUGGUGCGGCUUUUUAAAUUGUGAAAGAAGUGAUGCGUUCAGGUAACAGGUGGUGAGAGAAAAGGGACGUGAGCGGAGAAAAGGUGCCUCUUGAACGCAUCAUGAAGCUCUCAGGUUCUCACCACUUAAGGUUGCUAAGUUUCAGAAAAACUUUCCAAAAGUAAAGAUGCCAACUCCUCCAGAGUGAAGCCAGACACCUAGAUGAAUGGACAGCGGGAUGUUUUCCGCCCAGGGYGCUCUGAACCUCAGCUUCAAUCAGAGCGAUGACCGGAAGCCGGAGGACGCGUCGGCCGACGAGGCGAAGCUGUCUCCGGCGGGCUUCGUGGUGCUCUCCGUGGCGCUGGGCUUCAUCAUGACUUUCGGCUUCCUGAACAACUUCRUCGUCCUGCUGCUGUUCUGCAAAUUCAAGAAGCUGCGGACUCCGGUCAACAUGCUGCUGCUGAACAUCAGCGUCAGCGACAUGCUGGUGUGUUUGUUCGGGACCACGCUCAGCUUCGCCUCCAGCAUCCGCGGCAGGUGGCUGCUGGGCCGCGGCGGCUGCAGCUGGUACGGCUUCAUCAACUCCUGCUUCGGUAUUGUGUCCCUGAUCUCCUUGGUGAUCCUCUCCUACGACCGCUACAGCACUUUGACUGUUUACAACAAGCGUGGACCAGACUACCGUAAGCCUCUGCUGGCUGUUGGGGGGUCUUGGCUCUACUCCUUGUUCUGGACAGUGCCCCCGCUGCUGGGCUGGAGCAGCUAUGGCCUAGAGGGGGCAGGAACGAGCUGCUCUGUCUCCUGGACGGCUAAGAGCGCUCAGUCUCAUGCCUACAUUAUCAGCCUCUUCAUUUUCUGUUUGGGCCUGCCUGUCCUGGUGAUGAUCUACUGCUACAGCCGACUGCUUUGGGCGGUCAAACAGGUGGGGAAAAUCCGAAAGAGUGCAGCCAGGAAGAGGGAGUUCCACAUCCUGUUUAUGGUUCUGACCACAGCAGCCUGCUACCUGAUCUGCUGGAUGCCUUACGGUGUGGUCGCCAUGAUGGCAACAUUUGGCCCUCCCAACAUCAUUAGCCCCGUAGCCAGCGUGGUCCCCUCACUUUUGGCCAAGAGCAGCACYGUUAUCAACCCUCUAAUCUACAUACUAAUGAAUAAACAGUUCUACAGGUGUUUCCUGGUUCUGUUCCACUGUGCUGACUGGUUGUCRGAGAAUGGCCACUCUUCAGUUGCCUCAAAGAUGACGGCAAUCCCUCUGAAUCGCAGAGCCAACAGCAACGAGGUGGUCCAAAUCUCCACUGAUGCUCUCAACUAAAGUUAUUCUCCCUCCUCAUUCAUCCUUAAUGUCUAAACCCAAGCCUGGAAAUCCUGAACAUUCCUGAACCAUCUGUUCUAAUAAUGACCUCCAUUAAUCCAGGAAGCCUUUCUAAAAGGACUUUAAAGCCUGGCUGCAGGGAUUUGUUCGCAUGAUGUUGGACAAUCUGAUUGAACCUGACAGUUUAUCCCAAAGCACAGUCACUGACUGAAUUUCAAGAAGCUCAAGUUGCUCUUAUGCCAAAUUCAUUACUUGUCAACAGCUGACAACGUUCCUGUAAUUGUCCUAUUACUGUGCAACAUUGUGUGAAACCAACACAGAAGAAAGCAUUAUGUGUACACCGGUUUCCAGCCACUGUUUGUUUAUUUCAAGUGUCUGUGCUUAUUCCUCUGUAAAAAAUCWSUUGAAAAGAAAAACUGGUAAUGAUGGCUGCAGUCUUUCAGGCUUUGUUUCUGCUUGUUUGGGCUUAAAUCUGCUCUAACUAUUAUUUUAAUUAUGGUUCAGUAACAAAAAUCUUUAGCAGUGCAUACAACCCAGCAAACAGCUGCCUCCAUCUGAACUAGAGACAGCCUAAACAUAAGCUUAAUACAAUAACUUUUAUGAAGCUACRUUUUAUUCAGUAAUUGUGUAUUAAUUUGCAAUAGCUCAGUGUUAAGAAACUUGGCAGGCUUGGUUCUCUUUUGACGCCUGGCAACACAAUAUAUGUUAUCUUUUUUGUUUUACUCUUUUAAUGUUCAUUAAAAAGUUUACUUUUAAACUUUAAAAAAAGACCUCUGCAACCAUAAAUGUUGUUAAAUAUAUAAUACAUAGAAUUGUUUUAUAGUUUUGUUCCAUUGUAACUUAUGUUGGCCAAAAUUUUAUUUNUUGUUCCACUUGUAUUUUUUCCCCCAAACCAAACUGGCUGCUGGUUCCUUUGUGCUUUUAAAAUGGUUUGUCAUUGUGCUGCUGUAAAGCUGACUCAUAAAUCUGUAACCAGUAGCUGUGGGGAAAAUGUUCACAUUAAAAUCUGUUCCUGUCCUUACUCCAGUCUUUGUGGUGAUGUGAACAUUACAAAAUGUUCGUUCCUCAAAAUUUCCUCUUGGUCAGAAUGUGUUCAUCUGUUUGUCAUCGUUUUUUUCCUCUUUAACAUGGUUUACUUUAUUUAUUUGUCCUGUAUUUUUCCUGCAUGCAGUUUGUGUUCAAGUCUAUGUUCACAGUUAGAUUCUUGCUUUCUGGACGGAUGGACACCAGAAAAGCUGCAACAUUUCACAGUGAAAUGCACAAAAUACUCAAAUAUGUUGCACACAUUUGAGCAUUUUUAUUACCUGAGGCCACGUGCAACAUGUUGAAGUAAUAAUUGAGUUAAGGAAGAUGUGAUAUGUGUUUGGUCUGCAGAUUUUUAAAGCAGAAAACACAAAACUGGGCAUUUAAAUAGUAAAAAAAAUAUAUAAGACAGAGUGAAGCCAAAUGUAUGUUCUAAUAAUGUGACAGAACAUGAGUCCAUCUAGAAGCUUGUUAAAACUUAUAAUUGACAUUGUUUCACUGUUGGAUUAUACUGCUUUAAUAAACAUUACAGUGGAAAACACAGUUCAGUUCUGUACUUUAAACUGAGAAUCCAAAAAUGCUACAYAAUUUGAUACAGAAAAAGUUGUUUUUCGAGAAACUAGUACCACAACAUUCUGCUGAGUAGUCCUGUAAUGGUUGGUUCCCACAGUGUGGUGCUCAACUUUCCAGUCUUCAUCUCCCACAGCCAGGGGUGGAAAUUAGCACCCGCCACUGGCCAAAUGCGGGUAAAAUUAUGGUGUCGCCUGACAAUAUGAAAACUGCCAAGGUAAUUCCUCUUUUUUAAAAAUGGUGAGAAACAUAUGUUCAAAAAUUACAGACCARUAUCCUUGUUACCACUGCUGUUGAUCAAAAACACUAUUGAGUAUUUAUGUAGAUUUAAAGAAAGCAUUUGACACAACUGAUCACAGUAUUCUUGAAAAAUUAAGUAAAUAUGGUAUUUGAGGGUCGGCACUACAAUGGGUAUCUAGUUAUUUGAAAGAUAAGAAACAGUUUGUACAAAUAAAUGGUGUAAGAUCUAAAUUAGGUAACAUCACACGUGGAGUCCCUCAGGGCUCUGU